AAGUACCUUAGUCCAUUUAAGACCACCGAAACGAAAAGUUGCGCAGAUUUUACGAUGAGGAGUGUUUUUUUCAUAUUUGCAGUAUUUUGUAUUUUGGCUGGGUUAAAGAGCAGUGAAGGCUGCAGUAAUGCAAAUUGGCGACUUUAUAAAAUGAAGUACCAGAAACACUAUGACUCUUUAAUAGAAGACUUCCGUCGCCGUGCUAUAUACUGUGACAAUCUACAAAAAAUAAAUGCACAUAAUGCGCGCUAUAAACGCGGUGAAGUCACUGACGAAGAGGGUAUAAAUCAAUUUGCCGAUUGGACUCAUGAGGAAUUUGUAGAUUGGCUACAUGGCAAAAAUGUGUAAAACUCAGCUAUGUAUUAUAUAAAAAUUAAUAAAUUAUAAAAUAAAGAGAUUUUAAGAUAAACU
Messenger RNA from Teleopsis dalmanni, 411 nucleotides. RefSeq names its product protein CTLA-2-alpha-like. NCBI's taxonomy places the organism in Eukaryota, Metazoa, Arthropoda, Insecta, Diptera, Diopsidae. The record is from RefSeq and is a predicted model, not a curated record. The transcript has 2 exons. The coding region runs from base 55 to 348 and encodes 97 amino acids.